Messenger RNA from Iphiclides podalirius (scarce swallowtail), 420 nucleotides. NCBI's taxonomy places the organism in Eukaryota, Metazoa, Arthropoda, Insecta, Lepidoptera, Papilionidae. The record is from the annotation of a GenBank genome assembly.
AUGACACUCGGAUUUCAUCUCCUCGCCUAUUCACUCUCCAUCCGCUCGCCCGACAAUUUUCAGCCAACUUAUCCACCUGUAAUUAGUGUUACACUCACCGAGCGGAGCGCAUCCGGUAGCAUCGCACACGUAUCGCGCGAGGAAAAGGGCACAGUCGAAAACACCCUUAGCGCGGCGGGAUCGUUAAAGGUGGGUUUUCAUCAAUUUUUCAUUAAGACACCGGUGAAAACACGCCCGGGAACGUUCAGGCGGGCGGGGCGUGACAACGGACGUCCGUCGCGCACGAGCUCACAGCACAAACUAGGGAAUAAGGAGCUGCUAACCCGAACGCAGCUGGACAGUGACGGGGCGCGUGCGAGCGGGACGGAAGAGGGCACGAUGAGCAGGAAAGAUGUUUAUUGUGGACUCCAUGUAAUAGGA